This is a messenger RNA of Callorhinchus milii (elephant shark), 1931 nucleotides long. It is a transcript of the gene tlnrd1, whose product is annotated as talin rod domain containing 1. Gene Ontology annotation, molecular function: actin binding. The record is from RefSeq and is a predicted model, not a curated record. The coding region runs from base 844 to 1896 and encodes 350 amino acids. The transcript has 2 exons. NCBI's taxonomy places the organism in Eukaryota, Metazoa, Chordata, Chondrichthyes, Chimaeriformes, Callorhinchidae.
GGAGGGAGGGGGAGGGAGAGAGAGAGAUCAGCUCAGACAUCACAUCAACUUCGUUAUCGAUUCGCAGCCCCAGGUUUUUUUGGGGGGAGGGAAGGGGACGGGUUUGGGAGAAACCGCCCCCCCCCCCAAAAAAAAAGAACUGCAAACUUUAAACGGGGAGAUUUAUUUCCAAUGGACAGGAUUGGACCAAUCGGGGCGGGCUUCACCACCCCGUUUGGGAUCUAACUUUGUCCCCAGACCGGUAGUCGAAUGCGCCCACGUCGGGGCCUCAGGAAGGGAUGGAUUCGCAGAUCGGGGCGCAUUGACGGCGAGGGAGAGGUCGCAGAGCUUUCGAGAGCUUCCAGGGGCUCCGGAGGAGGCGGUCUGGCCGGGACUGCCACCCACCUCUGGCCGUGUGACACCCGAACGCAUCUGAGCGAUUCUUCUUCUGCUCUGGUGAGCUGUGAACUGCUCAACGACCGGAUCAUGUACAGGCUCGGGAGGCGGUGGAUUCCCAGACAACAGACUUGCCCACCGGGCUGUGCCGGCGACGGGGAUUGUUGUGUGUAACGGGGCCCCGCGCCGCGUUUGCAGGAGAAGAAUUCACUGGGGGGUGGUGGUGGUGGGGGGUGUGAAUAAAGUAAGGUGAGGGUAUAAGGGCUCGCAAUUUUUUUUUUUUUUGGGGGGGGGGGGGGAGUUUGUUUUGUUUUUUUCCCCCCCAUCGGCCGCCCCUUGUUAGAAAGGCUUUCCCCUUUUUUUCUUUUUGAAACCUUGAUGGCACGAUGAUGCGCGCAGAGAGAAAUCCUGAGGUCAAUCGGAACUGCGCUGGUCAGGGAAGCGGCAUGCGAGUGCCCGCUCAGCACUAUGGCUAGUAGUGGCUCGGGCAAGUCGACGAGCAACAGCAGCAGCUCCCAGCAGAGGAGGAAACUCGCCUUCCUCUGCGAUACGUGCAAAAGCAAAAUGCAACUGGUAGCCGACCUGCUCCUGCUGUCCAGCGACAGCCGCCCGGUCACCACCGAGAGCCUGUCCGUCUUCGGCGAGUCCUUCGAAAAGUGCCGGGACACCAUCAUCGCCCGGACGAAAGGGCUCUCCAUCCUGACCCACGACGUGCAGAGUCAGCUGAACAUGGGCAAGUUCGCCGAGGUGGGCGAGAGCCUGGCGGAGAUGUGCGACCUGGUGGCUUCCCUGGUCGAGUGCUCGGCGCACGCCGCCUACUUGGCGGCGGUGGAGAGCCCGGGCUCGCUGGCGGCGGUGCCGGGGCUGGUGGACCGUUACCGGAUGACCCGAGCCCGGCACGAAGUGGAACGGAGCUGCCAGGUGGUCCGGAGCUCGGCGCUGGCCGACCUGACGCCGCAGCUGCUGCUGGAGGUCUCGCAGAACCUGUCCAAGAGCCUGAAGAGCCUGACGGACGCCUGCGUGCUGGCCAGCGAGAGCAGCGGGGACCGCUUCGCCCGGGAGCAGUUCAAGCUGAGCGUCAAAUGCAUGAGCACCAGCGCCACUGCCCUGUUGGCCUGCGUCAAGGAAGUCAAGACGUGCCCGAGCGAACUGACGCGCAACCGGUGCGUGCUGUUCGGCGCCCCCCUGAUCCACUCGGUCCACGCCCUGGUGGGUUUCGCCACCGAGCCCCAGUUCUUGGGCAAGGCGGCCACCGUGAGCCCCGAGGGCAAAGCCGUGCAGACCGCCGUCCUCGGGGGGGCCAUGAGCGUGGUGUCCGCCUGUGUGCUCCUCACCCAGUGCCUCAGGGAUAUCGUUCAGCAGCACUCGCCCCCCGACGCGGCCAAGACGCCCGACUACCGGGAGCGCUUGAAGAACUCCGCCGUCGCCGUGUCCGACGGCUGUAACUUGCUGUCGCAGGCGCUGAGGGAGCGGUCCUCGCCCCGGACUCUACCGCCCGUCAACUCCCACUCUGUGAAUUAAUUCCGAGUUUCGCGCACGAGAAUGAAAUCGGUGGA